ACUGGUUUUUGGUUGUGUCUCGUGUAUGUCAAAAACACGGCACGGGCUUCCUCUUCAAUAAAGCCCUCCCUUUCUCUUGCCCCUCUCUUCGCCGGCAACGCCCAACUUUCCGGAAUUAUUUAUCCGGCUCUGCUGAUCGGUUCGAUACAAUCAGUUCUAUUAUUUAUACGAUUUGGGUUUCACACAGUUAAUUUAUUGGGGUGUUUUAUUUUGAUUGGUGCGGAAUUUGGUUGCUUGAGGGAUCGAUCAUGGAGGACUGUUCCAGCGGCGACGAGGCCUACGACUAUUCCUCCGAUCGAGAUUCCCUUGACGCCAUCGAGAAUGAGGAACCCGAUUACCCGGGUGUAUCUUCCAAGAGCUCUUCCACCAAGGUCAUUACAAAGGAAUCUCUUUUGGCUGCACAGAAGGAGGACCUACGUAGCGUCAUGGACUUGCUGUCUCUAAAAGAACACCAUGCGCGGACAUUACUUAUACAUUAUCGUUGGGAUGUAGAGAGAUUGUUAACAGUGUUUGUAGAGAGGGGCAAGGCAAGCUUGUUUUCUGAAGCAGGUGUUUCUAUGGUUGAGUGCCAAGAAACCAAUUCAGUGCUGUCUUCUUCAUGUACAAUUAUGUGUGAAAUUUGUAUAGAGGAGGUUUUGGGUGAUAAGGCAACAAGAAUGGACUGUGGCCAUUGUUAUUGCAAUGACUGCUGGACAGAGCAUUUUAUAGUGAAAAUAAAUGAGGGUCAGAGUAAGCGCAUUAGGUGCAUGGCCCACAAAUGUAAUGCCAUUUGUGAUGAAGCUGUUGUUAGGAAUCUUGUCAGUAAAAGACAUCCUGAUCUGGCAGAGAAAUUUGAUCGUUUUCUUCUUGAGUCAUAUAUUGAGGAUAAUAAGAUGGUUAGAUGGUGCCCUAGCACACCUCAUUGUGGAAAUGCAAUACGUGUUGAGGAUGAUGAAUUUUGUGAGGUAGAAUGUUCUUGCGGUUUCCAGUUUUGUUUCAGUUGCUUAUCAGAAGCACACUCGCCUUGCUCAUGUUUGAUGUGGGAACUUUGGAUCAAGAAGUGCCGAGAUGAAUCUGAAACAGUUAAUUGGAUCACAGUACAUACAAAGCCUUGUCCAAAGUGUCACAAACCUGUGGAGAAAAAUGGAGGAUGCAACCUUGUGAGCUGCAUCUGUGGACAAGCAUUCUGUUGGCUGUGUGGUGGGGCUACUGGGCGGGACCAUACUUGGUCAAGAAUUGCUGGUCACAGUUGUGGUCGUUACAAAGAAGACCGCGAGAAAAACACUGAGCGAGCAAAGCGGGAGCUUUAUCGCUAUAUGCACUAUCAUAACCGUUAUAAAGCUCAUACAGAUUCCUUUAAGCUUGAAAGUAAGCUUAAGGAAACUAUCCUAGAGAAAGUGUCAAUUUCAGAAGAGAGAGAAUCAAGGCUUAGGGAUUUCAGCUGGGUAACCAAUGGCCUCUACAGACUUUUCAGAUCAAGGCGGGUUCUUUCAUAUUCAUACCCAUUCGCAUUUUAUAUGUUUGGGGAAGAACUAUUCAGGGAUGAGAUGUCAAAUGACGAAAGGGAAAUAAAACAGCACCUGUUUGAGAACCAGCAGCAGCUGCUUGAGUCGAAUGUGGAGAAACUCUCCAAGCUUUUAGAGGAGCCAUUUAAUCAAUAUGCCGACGAUAAAAUUAUGGAGAUACGGAUGCAAGUAAUCAACCUGUCUGUAAUCAUCAAUAACCUCUGUAAGGAAAUGUAUGAGUACAUAGAGAAUGAGGUACUGGGUUCUAUCCAAGUUGGUAACCAUGGUAUAGCUCCUUACAAAUCAAAGGGUAUUGAGAAAGCAUCAGAACUUUCUGUCUGUUGGAAUGGUAAAGUCAGCAGCACAGCUGAUAAAUUUCUUCCAUCAGAUUGUGGCACCAGUGGUAAGUCAGAACAAGACUUUUUUUCUUUUUUUUUUUUGGACUUUUAUAAUUUGGAAGAAUGAGAAGUACUAGAUAUUUUGCACAUUAUGCCCAAAAAAUAUGACCACAUGAAAUAGUAUUUGCUUGACUACUUUAUUUAGCAUUGAAGCUUCAAUGGUUUUCUCAUUCUUGUGUUGGAGCAUUAAUGAUAUAUGCUUGGUAAGCUUUUUCUUAUUUGCAUGCUUUGGCUACAUAAGUGAACUUUAUAUUUUUGGCCAACCAUGAAGUUAAUUUCUAUCUAUGAUAAUUGUUAUUGACAUUGGAUAUGUAUUUCUAGAACUCACGUGCCUUAUGCAUGUUUUGUUGUCACAAUGAUAUGCAGGAGGGACUUCUGAACAUGAUCAACAUCCUGGGUUUGAGAGCCCGGAUGACAGUGGUUGCCCUUCUCCAAAGCGUGCUAGAAAGGAUAGCUAUGGAGGUGCAUUUUUUGAUUUGAACUUGCCUGCUGAAGUUAUUGACAGGAAUUGAUGCAGCAGAGGCUUUUCCUUAGAUAAGUAAAGGUGUACAGCUCUAACUCGAGAUUGCUUUCCAGAAGUGAAUGAUCAUUUCUGAAUUGAACGCCACCCUCCGCCCAUAAGCUUCUACCUUUUUAUGCCAGUAUCUUUUUGUGACAUUUAUAAAUUUCUACAUAUUUUUGAGACAUCUUGGAAGAGGAAUUUAGAAUAACAUGGUCUCUCAGGAUUCUCGGAAAAUCCAGAGUGUGUAUAGCCUUUUGUUGAGGUUUCUAUGAACAAUAUAUUUACUUGUUAGUUGAACUCUAAACUUGAGACUGGAACAAUGCUCGGAUACAUCUUUGGGGACAAGGACGGACUGAAU
Molecule: messenger RNA, 2742 nt
Organism: Rubroshorea leprosula
Lineage: Eukaryota; Viridiplantae; Streptophyta; Magnoliopsida; Malvales; Dipterocarpaceae
Source: the annotation of a GenBank genome assembly